CGUGUGCAGCUCCUCCACACCCAGAACACCAGCUUGAUCAACACCAAGAAGAAGCUGGAAACAGACAUUGCCCAAAUUCAGGGUGAAAUGGAGUAUACGAUCCAGGAAGCCCUCAAUGCUGAAGAGAAGGCCAAGAAGGCCAUCACUGAUGCGGCCAUGAUGGCGGAAGAGCUGAAGAAGGAGCAGGACACCAGCGCCCACCUGGAGAGGAUGAAGAAGAACCUGGACCAGACGGUGAAGGACCUGCAGCACCGUCUGGAUGAGGCUGAGCAGUUGGCGCUGAAAGGUGGCAGGAAGCAAAUCCAGAAGCUGGAGGCCAGAGUGCGGGAGCUGGAAGGGGAGGUGGAUGCUGAGCAGAAGCGCAGCGCUGAAGCCGUGAAAGGUGUGCGCAAGUACGAGAGGAGGGUGAAGGAGCUGACCUACCAGUCUGAGGAAGACCGGAAGAAUAUUCUCAGGCUGCAGGAUCUGGUGGACAAGCUGCAAAUGAAGGUGAAAUCCUACAAGAGGCAAUCUGAAGAGGCUGAGGAGCUGUCCAAUGUCAACCUCUCCAAGUUCCGCAAGAUCCAGCACGAGCUGGAGGAAGCCGAGGAGCGGGCUGACAUUGCAGAGUCGCAGGUCAACAAGCUCCGAGCAAAAAGCCGGGAGUUUCAUAGGAAGAUAGAAGAGGAAGAGUGAGGAUGUCAUGAGGCAGCAAAGUGACCUGAGGGAUGCACAAAAUGUGAACCUCUUGGUCGCUUUCUUCUGUAAUGAGUCUUUGUACCCAUUUCAAUGUCUAGAGAAUAAAGACUGUAGAUUCCUGUGCACACACA
Messenger RNA from Balearica regulorum gibbericeps (East African grey crowned-crane), 809 nucleotides. The record is from RefSeq and is a predicted model, not a curated record. NCBI's taxonomy places the organism in Eukaryota, Metazoa, Chordata, Aves, Gruiformes, Gruidae.